Molecule: messenger RNA, 243 nt
Organism: Dovyalis caffra
Lineage: Eukaryota; Viridiplantae; Streptophyta; Magnoliopsida; Malpighiales; Salicaceae
Source: the annotation of a GenBank genome assembly
AUGUGUCUUCAAUUAAGGACACUUGCGUCUGCCAUCAUGAGUGGUCAAGCUGGCGUAGCAAGGGCAGGCAUCUUGGUUGCCGGAAGUGCCUGGAGGAACACAGUUGCAACGUGCACAGCAAGAACCGCAUGCCCUUUUACACAAACGACCUCAACGAGAUGGAGGACAAGAAGAGAAAUCACGAGUAUUGAAGGAACCAAAGAUUUUGAGAUGGCCAUUACGAAAAGGAUUGAAAUUGACUAG